GCCUCAACUUUCGAAGAAUUAAUUCUGUAAUGAGUGUGUGUGUGUGUGUGUGUGUGUGUGUUUGUGUGUGUGUGUGUGUGUGCGUGUGCGCGUCUCUAGUCCCUUCUUCCUCAAAUUAUAUAGUACUUGCCCACCUUGCUUCCUAAGUUACCCAAAACCUCCUCUUCCUUCCCUUCCAUCUUUCCAAAGGGUAAGGCCCCAGAAAAACAGCAGCUCUUUUCUGCUUUCCCUCACUUCUCAUCAAUCAGCCAUGGGAGGAGGCAAUGGGCAGAAAGCCAAGAUGGCCCGUGAGAAGCACAUGGAGAAGGCUAAAGCUGCUAAGGGCAGUCAGCUUGAGUCUAACAAGAAGGCCAUGAACAUCCAGUGCAAGGUGUGCAUGCAGACAUUCAUGUGUACCACAUCAGAGGUGAAAUGUCGGGAACAUGCUGAAGCAAAACACCCUAAGGCCGAUCUCUCUACGUGCUUCCCACAUCUUAAAAAGUGAUCCGUUGAACUGCAGAAUUGCAGACUAGUAAUGGCGGUAGAAUGUAGCUUUAAUGUAUCUUGCUACUCUCUUACGAACAUCUUAGUUGAUGCAUAUUUAGAGAACCAUGUAAGCCAAAAAAAAGAUGUUCAGUAAAUAUUGUGAAUGUAAUCAAGUGCUGUUUCUUAAGUUUAGUUUCUUUCUGUUACAUUGCUAGGUAUUGAACCCAUUUGGAAUGUGAAUUUCAAAAAAUCUUGCACAGCAUGCUCUAA
Ziziphus jujuba (common jujube) is the source of this 735-nucleotide messenger RNA. RefSeq lists its product as uncharacterized. NCBI's taxonomy places the organism in Eukaryota, Viridiplantae, Streptophyta, Magnoliopsida, Rosales, Rhamnaceae. The coding region runs from base 251 to 484 and encodes 77 amino acids. The record is from RefSeq and is a predicted model, not a curated record. The transcript has 3 exons.